This is a messenger RNA of Centropristis striata (black sea bass), 5402 nucleotides long. It is a transcript of the gene znf335, whose product is annotated as zinc finger protein 335. Gene Ontology annotation, cellular component: nucleus. Lineage: Eukaryota; Metazoa; Chordata; Actinopteri; Perciformes; Serranidae. Bases 118 to 4842 code for a protein of 1574 amino acids. The transcript is spliced from 28 exons. Gene Ontology annotation, molecular function: RNA polymerase II cis-regulatory region sequence-specific DNA binding. The record is from RefSeq and is a predicted model, not a curated record. Gene Ontology annotation, biological process: regulation of gene expression; brain development; positive regulation of neurogenesis.
AAGCAGGAGAGUCUCAUGGCGCCCGACUAGAAUGAAGCAACAAUUAUCGGUUACUAAUUUCUGUCGUGUUUAGCGCGUCUACACUGAAGGAUACCGCUCUACUGGAAAAUACACGUCAUGGAUUCGGAGGAGAAUGAGGUGGAGAGCAGCAGUGAUGCAGGUCCCUCAGGGAUGGAGGAGCCAUCUGAGAGCGGCAUGGGCAUGGAGUCAUCCGAGGCCAUGUCUGCAGACAGCAGUGAUGCUGCUGCCUCUCACACACAGGCCCCGGAGUCCGACUGCCACGUGGGACAGAGCUCAGAGGGAGUUGUGGUGUUUAUUCCAGAAACCAGCUCCAGUACAGACGUCAGAGUUUCAUCAGUCCACCUCCCAGACUCCUCCUCGGUGGCCCAGUCCACCAGCGUGUCCAGCGUCUCCACGGUGACUCAGUCAGUUCUGGUCUCUGAGUCAGCCCAAGUGCUGGUCCACUCCAGCGCAGCGUCUGAAGGAGCCAUGAUGGUUUCUGACUCGACUGCUUCCACCUCGUCAGACCUCGGCUCUGCCAUCGACAAGAUCAUAGAGUCCACCAUCGGCCCUGACAUCAUGAACGGCUGCAUCGCUGUGACCAGUGCAGAAGACGGAGGUGCAGAAACAACCCAGUACCUGAUAUUACAAGGACCAGAUGAUGCCAUAGAAGCUCUUGCAGAAGGUCCCACCUCCACCUGUCUGGACCAGGGAGACCUGCAGGGCAACCUCGACCCUGACCAGCCCGACGAUCAGCCCGGACACUCAGGUUACCCGGAGGACAGCAGCAGCCAGCCAGACCAGCCCGAGCACUCCCACCCCUCCCAGUAUAUAGACUGCAGCGCAGAUGGUCCAGACCAGACAGGGGAGUCUUCAUCUUCCUAUGUGGAGUGCUCAGGCGAGGAACCAGAUCAGACACGCUCCCAGUCAGGUUUCCCCGACUACAGUGGGGACAACAGCGACCAGGACCUGCCUGGAUAUGUGGAGUGCAGCGGGGCGGACUCAAACCCGACCAGCCAGGGUCACUACGUGGUGGAGUGCAGCGCCGGGUACCUGGAAUGUGCGGUGGACGACGGGCAGCGACCGCAUCAUUCACGCAGUUACAUUGACAGUAGCGCAGAUCACCGGACUCAGACAAGUCGGCAGUACGGGACUGAGUACGGAGGGGAGUGUGUUGCAGCUGCAGACUCCGAGCAGCCUGGUUGUUCUCGGUAUCAAGUGAGAGACGAUGACGAAGACGACGAGGGGAACCAGGAUCCAGACCAGCCCCAGCACUCCCAGCAGCAGCCCCAGCACUCCUGCUAUAUGGAGAGCAGUAACGGCCCCGAGGCUUCUCUCUACGCCGACGACAGCUCCUCCUCCGACCUCCCUUUGGCAGACACGGCAGGUUCCGGCGGGCUUCCCGAGGCAUUGGAGAGCAGCGAGAGCCAGCCCGGGCCCUACAUCAGCAGCAGUGGGACAUACACCUCCAAUCCAGAGCCUGGGCUCGCCCAACAGUGCUCCCCCAGCCAAGAGGAGCCUCAAGGCUCCCAGGGGCCUCAGGACGAAGCCGGGAUGGUCCGGGAGAUGGAGACAUCAACGGUGGCAGAAGGCUCCGGACACAGACCGCCUAACCUGGCCGAGUUGGAGGAGAUGAUGGAAGUGGUGAUCGUGCAGCAGUUCAAGUGUAAGAUGUGUCCGUACAAGAGUGCCUCUAAAGACACGCUCAUCAACCACAUGAGAGACAAACACUUCAAACCUGCAGGGGACGUGUCAAAGAAGCGUAAACGUGGACGACCUCCAAAAAGUGAGACAUUUGCUCGUCGUCAGGCAGAGAGACAAGAAGCUGAAGAGAGAAAAGCAGCGACUGCGAAAACUGCUGCACCACAACAAGCAGAAGAAGAGGAGGACGAUAUUGUGGAUGCUGGUGCCAUUGAUGAUCCUGAAGAGGAUAGUGACUACAACCCUGCUGAGGAGGACUGCAAAGGAAGACCACCUGCCGUUAUUAAGAAGCCCGCUCCUCCUAUCUCCUCCUCCUCCUCUCAAGGGCGUCCUCGACGAAAGGUUGGCCGCCCAAGGAAGUACAGCCUUUUUGAUGAAGGCUACAGCAACAAAGAAGCUGAGAGUACUGCUAAGAAGCCCAGGGUGAGUGCAGGUGCUAGUGCACCUGAAGAGGCGAGCUCCUCUGGGCUGAACAACAGUCCUGCUGUGGUGACCGAUGGAGACACAGCUGAGGCAGCGAUAAGCCAGUCAGACUCUGAGAACAAAGACCCUUCAUCCAACACUCAGCCGGAGGAGUUCUUCCCCAGAAAACGGGGCAGACCCUCCAAGCGAUUUCUCCGUAAGAAGUAUAAGAAGUAUAUAAAUCGAAAUCGGUACUACAAAUCCCUGAAGCCGCUGCUGAGACCUCACAACUGCUGCAUCUGUGGCUCACGCUUCCUCACUCAGGAAGACUUGCGCUUCCACGUGGACUCUCAUGAAGGCAACGACCCGGAGCUCUUCAAGUGCCUCCAGUGCAACUAUCGCUGCAAACGCUGGUCUUCACUCAAGGAGCACAUGUUCAAUCAUGAGGGCACCAAGCCGUUCAAGUGUGAGGAGUGUGAUUACACAAGUGUCUACAGGAAAGAUGUCAUUCGCCACUCAGCAGUCCACAACAAAGACAAGAAAAAGAAGACAGAGUUGGCACCAAAGGUGUCAGAGUUCCUCUGCCCAGUGUGCCACAGGGUUUACCCCAUGCAGAAGAGACUGACCCAGCACAUGAAGACCCACAGCUCAGAGAAACCUCACAUGUGUGAUAAGUGCGGCAAAUCCUUCAAGAAACGGUACACAUUCAAAAUGCACCUGCUGACCCACAUCCAGAGUCUUGGAGACAGCAAGUUCAAGUGUGAAUUUUGCGAUUAUACCUGUGACAACAAGAAGCUGCUGCUCAACCACCAGCUGUCCCACACCAACGACCGGCCCUUCAAGUGUGACUACUGUAAAUACUCCACUGCUAAAGAGGAGUUCCUGGUCUCCCAUCUGGCCAUCAAACACACGGGGGAAAAGCCUUUCUCGUGUGACAUGUGUCACUUCACAACGAAGCACAGGAAGAACCUGCGUCUACAUAUUCAGUGUCGCCACCCUGAGGCGUUUGACGAGUGGUCUGUGGCUCACCCCGAGGAGCCGGUCAGGAGGCGGCGCAGACCCUUCUUCACCCUGCAGCAGAUAGAGGAGCUCAAACAGCAGCAACAUGCAGACACACAGGACUUGCAGAACACUAUUGUUGCAGUGGAUUCUGCUACACUACAAGCCAUGCAGGGUAUGGAAAAUGCCUCUGUUUCCCAGGAUGCACUGGGAAACACCACCAUCAUCUAUGAACAAGCUGAAUCCAGUGAUCAGUCUGCUCAGAACGCCCUGGACCUGCUGCUGAAUAUGAGAAACGCCCGGGAACUGGUUGGAAACGCCUUACAGGUGGCGGUGCUGAAGUCAGAAGGUAAAACUCUUGAAAACGGCACAUGGAGUACGGUGGCCGCAGCGCCGGGCCAGGCACAGAAGGUCGUCACCUUCCACGUGUCUGAGAACGGUGAGACGGUGCUGCAGGAGGCCUUUGAGGCGGCCACCUCUGAAACAGGAGAGCUCACCCAGAUCGCCAUCGAAGCCUACGAGGGCGGAGGGGACUUCAGUGUGGUGGAGCAGGCGGCGGAAGAGAUCCACAGCCCCGGGUACAGUAACGAUGACAGCAGUCCCUCUCAGGCUGUAGAGGUCUCUGGGUCAGACAGCCUGAAAAGUGACAAGUACUACCUAACCUCAGCACUGCCUGACGGUGUUCUGCAGCAGGUGGAGCUGAGCAGCGAGGCUCCAGCCUCUCCCUCUGCUGCGAGCUCGCCCGGCCUGAACACCAAGAGGUUCUCCUGCCGGAUAUGCAUGGAGUCGUUCCACGGACGAUCCGACAUGGAGAACCACAAGAGGGCGCACUUGGACCCCAACACCUUCAAGUGUCCUGACUGUGAGUUCACCUCCACCUCGUGGCCCGAGGUCAAGACUCACAUGGAGCUGCAUUCCUACCUAAGGCCUCACAAGUGUCCAAACUGUAGCUUUGCCUCCAAGAACAAAAAAGACCUGCGCCGACACAUGAUGACACACACCAACGAGAAACCGUUUACGUGCAAACUUUGUGGACAAAGGUUUAACCGUAACGGCCAUCUGAAGUUUCACAUGGAGCGUCUCCACAAUCAGGAUCAUCCUGCUCGCGGGAAAAGCCGUCCCGCCACAUCUCAGCAGACCAUCAUCGUGAACAGUGACGAGGAGGCUCUAGCUACACUGCAGUCCCUACAGGCCCAUCAGACAGUGAUCAGCCCGGAGCGUUUGCAGGCCCUGGGACAGGAGCACAUCAUUGUAGCUCAGGAACAGGCACUAUCAGACCAGGAGGAAGGCACAUACAUCCAGCAGAUCACCACCAUAGAUGGACAGACAGUGCAGCACCUGAUGACCGGAGAGAACCAGGUGACUGAGGUUCAGUAUAUCAUCUCACAGGAUGGAGUGCCGCACUUGAUCCCUCAGGAGUAUGUCGUGGUAGCUGAUGGCAACCAUAUACAGAUGCCAGAUGGACAGAUCAUCCAGUAUGAGCAUGAUGGGACAUUUCUGCAGGAGCAACAGAUUGCUGUGAGUCACGACGGUCAGAUCCAGUAUCUACCUGUGAGCUCGGAGCAACAGGUGGUGAAUACUGAAGAUCUGGAGGCUGCUGCCCACUCUGCUGUCACAGCCGUGGCGGACGCAGCCAUGACGCAGACCCAGACCGUCUACACUGAAGCUACGCCUGAACAGCUGGAGCAGCUGCAGCAGCAAGGCAUCCACUACGAUGUCAUCACCUUCACAGAGGAAUAGACAGACUUUUAAACCUACAAACUACAAACCACUAUGAGCUGACAAGUACAGCGACCUCAACUUAUUUAUGCAUUCAGCUAGCUAACAGCAUCGCCUGCUCGGGGCGGCUGCACUGUUUUAGAGAAGAUCAACGUUUUGUAAAUGCAAAUUGUUGCACUCAUUGCUUCUGACUUAAUCAUAGGAGCUGUGCGUUUCAGAGUUAACUUAGGUUGGUCUGUUCUGUAAUUAUCAAAAAUGAUUUAUGUUCAUGUGCCUCAACUGCUUCCAUUUGCAAGACAAUGUUAUUAAAGAGAAUGAAAAGGCUUAUAUCAUGUGUUAGAGAGUAUACCGAGCGUCCAAAUGAACAUUUUAGUUUUUGAAUGGAAUUGAUAAAAAGGGAGUGUUUAUUUUUGGGUCUGUAACAAUAAUGGUGAUUAUUAGAAUGCCACAACAUUGUGUUUACUAAAUAUUAAUAUGUACAUACCUUUUGCAUUUGUCUUUUGUUACAUGAUGGAGGCUGUGUUUUGAUUUGGUGAAUAUAAAGUGUUUAAUAAGCUGAAAGCUGACACCAAAUAAACCAC